Mesocestoides corti is the source of this 747-nucleotide messenger RNA. The record is from the annotation of a GenBank genome assembly. NCBI's taxonomy places the organism in Eukaryota, Metazoa, Platyhelminthes, Cestoda, Cyclophyllidea, Mesocestoididae.
AUGGCCGUCAAGUGUUCUCCUGAGGCUUUGCUUACGAAAGCCAAAUUGGCUGAAUUAGUUGAACGCUACGAUGAUAUGGCUGGUUUCAUGUGUGAAAUUGUGAAUUCUAACGACGAUACGUCCCCAGAACUGACAGUUGAGGAGCGCAACUUGCUCUCUGUUGCGUACAAGAAUGUCAUUGGGGCUCGUCGCUCUUCAUGGAGGAUUAUUAACGCGAUCGAAACAAAAGAAAAGGGAAGUGAGCGUGUAAAAAAUGUCAAGGCGUGUCGAGAGCAAAUUGAAAAAGAGCUUAAGCGGAUGGCAAAUGAAAUUAUCUCACUGUUGGAGAAAAAUCUCAUUCCUCGUGCUCAGGCUGCGGAUUCAAAAGUCUUCUACUACAAGAUGCAAGGGGAUUACAAUAGGUAUCUUGCUGAAAUCGCCUCACCUCCUGAACGCGAUGAAGUAGCAAAGCGUAGCCUCGAAGCUUACAAGAUUGCAACGGACAUUGGUGUUGCCGAACUGCAGCCAACCCAUCCUAUUCGUCUUGGUUUGGCGCUGAAUUUCUCUGUUUUCUACUACGAAAUUAUGAACGACCCAGCCCGGGCCUGCCAUAUUGCUAAGCAUGCAUUCGACGAUGCUAUUGCGGAACUAGAUACUCUUAAUGAAGAUAGUUAUAAGGAUUCUACCCUAAUCAUGCAGCUCCUUCGUGAUAACUUAACACUUUGGAGGCCAGAUAUUGAAACCGACGGUAAGACAAGUAAUUUAUGA